AUGUCUCGAUUUUUCGCCACUGCCUCGGACAGCGAGUCGGAGUCAUCCCUGUCUGGAGAUGAAAUCCUGCCCAAGCCAGUGGGAGGAACCUUCGGCAAGCAGCCGCUUCUCCUCAGUGACGAUGAAGAGGACACCAAGCGUGUGGUGCGCAGCGCCAAGGAUAAAAGGUUUGAGGAGCUGACCAACAUCAUCAAGACAAUUCGUAACGCCAUGAAGAUUCGAGACAUGACCAAAUGCCUGGAGGAGUUCGAGCAGCUGGGCAAGGCUUACAUCAAGUCCAAGAACAUCAUCGACAAAGAGGGCGUCCCCCGUUUCUACAUUCGUCUCCUGUCUGAUCUGGAGGACUAUUUGAAUGAGCUUUGGGAGGAUAAAGAGGGCAAGAAGAAGAUGAAUAAGAACAACGCCAAAGCUCUGAGCACGCUGCGGCAGAAACUGCGCAAGUACAACCGGGAUUUCGAAGCUCCGAUAACGGCGUACAAACAGAAUCCCGAAGAAUCAGCUGAUGAAGAUCAGGAGAAGGAUGAAGAUGACGACUCAGAAGCGUCGUCUUCUAGCGAGGAUGAGAAGGAUGAAGGUAUGAGCGCCAGCAAGUUCCUGAAAAAGAUGGAAGCCGCACCACAAGACACCCGAAGCAAAUAUUUGAAAAAAACAGAGGCUGAAGAUGAAGAGGAAUCCUCUGAUGAUGAAGACUGGGGCUCUGACUCCGAGGACUCUGACUCCGAAUCUGAGGAUGAUGAAGGCAAAUAUACUUCGCUGGCUUCCAAAUUCUUGAAGAAGACGGUUCCUGAAGGGGAUCGCCAAACUUUAGAGAAAAAGAAAGAAAAGAAGAAGCAACAUCGUAAACUGAAGAAAAGGGGAGAGGAAGAGGGUGAAGAGGAUGAGGAAGGAGGUGGAGGAGAGUGGGAGAAGGUCAAAGGAGGCGCCCCAAUGGUUAAGGAGAAACCAAAGAUGUUUGCCAAAGGCACAGAGAUCACUCCCCCCAUUGUGGUGAAGAAGCUGAACGAGAUCCUCCAGGCCAGAGGAAAGAAAGGCACAGACAGGGCGGCUCAGAUCGAACUCCUACACAUGCUGGCAAACAUCUCAAACGAACACAACCUUGGACAAGGGAUCGCCGUCAAGAUAAAGUUCAACAUUGUGGCCUCUCUGUAUGAUUACAACCCAAACUUGGCCGCUUACAUGAAGGCGGACAUGUGGAAGAAAUGUCUGGAUUGUAUUCACGAUCUCCUGGAUAUCCUCUUUGCUAAUUCCAACAUGUUCAUCGGGGAGAACAUUGCUGAAGACUCAGAGAACCUCAUUGUCUCAGACCAGCCUCUGCGUGUACGCGGCUGUAUCCUCACUCUGGUCGAGAGAAUGGAUGAAGAAUUCACCAAAAUUAUGCAAAAUACAGAUCCCCAUUCACAAGAAUAUGUGGACAAUCUGAAAGACGAGGCGCGCGUGUGUGAGGUGAUCGAGCGCGUACAGAAAUAUCUGCAGGAGAAGGGCAGCACCGAGGAGAUCUGCCGGGUGUAUCUCCGGAGGAUCAUGCACACUUACUACAAAUUUGACUACAAGGCCCAUCAGAGACAACUCAGUACCGGGCAGGAGUCUAAGUCAGAACAGGACCAGGCUGAGAACGAAGGCGAGGACAGUGCAAUCCUCAUGGACAGACUCAGUAAAUACAUCUACGCCAAGGACAGGACGGACAGAAUUCGAACGUGUGCCAUCCUGUGCCACAUCUACCACCACGCCCUGCACAACCGCUGGUUCCAGGCCAGAGACCUCAUGCUCAUGUCCCACCUGCAGGACAACAUCCAGCAUGCUGACCCUCCAGUGCAGAUCCUGUACAACCGGACCAUGGUGCAGUUGGGUAUUUGCGCCUUCCGGCAAGGCAUGAUCCGCGAUGCGCACAACGCUCUCCUGGACAUCCAGUCUAGUGGGAGAGCCAAGGAGUUGCUGGGACAGGGUCUGCUGAUGAGGACCAUGCAGGAGAGAAAUCAGGAACAGGAGAAGAUAGAGAAACGCAGGCAGAUCCCCUUCCACAUGCACAUCAACCUGGAGCUGCUGGAAUGUGUCUACCUGGUGUCCGCCAUGCUGCUGGAGAUCCCUUACAUGGCAGCCCACGAGUUCGAUGCGCGGCGGAGGAUGAUCAGCAAGCAGUUCCACCAUCAGCUGCGUGUGGGCGAGAGGCAGCCGCUGCUUGGUCCACCGGAGAGUAUGAGAGAACAUGUGGUCGCUGCUUCCAAGGCCAUGAAGAUGGGAGACUGGAAGACCUGCAGGAACUUCAUCAUUAACGAGAAGAUGAACGGAAAGGUGUGGGACUUGUUCCCUGAGGCUGACCGUGUACGGAACAUGCUGGUCAGGAAGAUCCAGGAGGAAUCUCUAAGGACUUACCUCUUCACCUACAGCAGUGUCUAUGAUUCUAUCAGGAUGGGGAUAUUGGGAGACAUGUUUCAGCUGGAGAUCCCCACAGUACACAGUAUUAUCAGCAAGAUGAUCAUCAAUGAGGAACUAAUGGCGUCCCUGGAUCAGCCCACCCAGACGGUGGUGAUGCAUGGGACGGAGCCCAGCUCUCUGCAGAACACUGCCCUGCAACUGGCCGAGAAACUAGGCAACCUGGUGGAGAACAAUGAGCGCAUUUUUGAUCAUAAGCAGGGCAGUUAUGGAGGAUACUUCAAUCGCGGUGAGGAAAGCUGUAUGUUCUUUUCAGACCAAAAAGAUUCUUACCAACGGAAAGAGGGCGGCUACAUGAGGAGAGGAUACAGGAGAGACCAGCCCAACCAGAGCAACUAUUGA
Molecule: messenger RNA, 2772 nt
Organism: Staurois parvus
Lineage: Eukaryota; Metazoa; Chordata; Amphibia; Anura; Ranidae
Source: the annotation of a GenBank genome assembly